Messenger RNA from Diplodia corticola, 1734 nucleotides. RefSeq names its product mfs transporter. Lineage: Eukaryota; Fungi; Ascomycota; Dothideomycetes; Botryosphaeriales; Botryosphaeriaceae. Gene Ontology annotation, molecular function: transmembrane transporter activity. The record is from RefSeq and is a predicted model, not a curated record. The transcript is spliced from 2 exons. Bases 1 to 1734 code for a protein of 577 amino acids. Gene Ontology annotation, biological process: transmembrane transport.
AUGGCCGAAACGAAUGCUUCCCCAGCCGUGGGGCACGCUUCCGUCGUUCCCGCCAUCGAGCCAAGCAUCAUCGAGCCCAUGGCCAUGAGGGGCCCCGACGAGCCCGAUGCCACGACGCGUUCCCGCAGCAACUUCCGCAUCUUUGCCAUCAUGGUCGCCUUAUACCUCGCCCUCUUCGUCGGCGCACUGGACCAGAUGAUCGUCUCGACGGCGAUCCCAACCAUGACGUCGCAGCUGGGCUCGGCCGCGGGCUACACGUGGAUCGGCGGCGCCUACCUGCUCGCCAAAGUCGCCGUCAUGCCAAUCUGGUCCAAGCUGUCCGACAUCUGGGGCCGCAAGCCCAUCCUCCUCGCCAACCUCGUGCUCUUCUUCCUCAGCAGCAUCGUGUGCGCAACCGCCCAGACCAUGGCCGCCCUGAUCGCCGGCCGUGCCCUCCAAGGCGUGGGCGGCGGCGGCCUGAUGCAGAUGGUCUACAUCACCAUCGCCGACAUGUUCUCCCUGCGCCGACGCAACCUCUUCAUCGGCCUGACGGAGCUGAUCUGGGCCGUCGCCGCCGGCGUCGGUCCCGUGCUGGGCGGCGCCCUGGCCCAGCACGCAUCGUGGCGGUGGAUAUUCUGGCUCAACCUCCCCGUCUCUGGCGCCGCCUUUGGCCUCGCCCUCCUCUACCUGGACGUGCACGACCCGCGUACCCCCAUCCUACGCGGCCUACACGCCGUCGACUGGUGGGGCGGCACCGCCAUGCUCGGCCUCACCACCCUGCUCCUCGUCGGGCUGACCCUCGGCGGCGACGCCGCCUCCGCCUGGUCCUCAGCCAAGGUCAUCUGCCUCCUCGUCUUCGGCACCCUCCUCGCCGGCGCCUUCCUCGUCUCGGAGCACAAGCUGGCCGGCGCCCACCCCAUCGUCCCGCUGCGGCUGUUCGCCAUACCCGGCCUCCCCGCCGCGCUGGCCGCGGGCGCUGCCCAAGCCUUCGUCGCCAUCGGCGCCGAGUACUACCUGCCGCUGUACCUGCAGUCAGCGCGGCUGGCGUCGCCCACGGCGUCGGGCGUGCUGAUCCUGCCGCUGAUCCUGAGCGAAGCCGCCACCGCCACCGUCGCCGGGCUCGCCAUCCACCGCACCGGCGAGUACAAGGCGCUCUUCGUCGGCGGCAUGGUGCUCGCGACCGCGGGCGUCGCCGCGUGGGCGGCGCCCGGCGUGCUGGAUGCGUCGACGCCGCUGCGCACCCUCGUGGGCGUGCAGGUCCUCGCCGGCGCCGGGCUCGGCCUGGGCUUCGAGACGCCCGUCAUCGGCAUCCAGGCCGCGGUGCCGCAGGCCGACGCGGCGGCCGCGACGGCGACCCUGGGCCUGCUGCGGAACCUGGCCAACGCCCUGUCCGUCGUCGUCGGCGGUGUCGUGUUCCAGAACGGCGUCCGCCGCCGCGAGGGCGAGCUGCUGGCCGCGGGCGUGUCGCGCGAGCUGGCCGCCGUGCUGGCAGGGCCCGAGGCCGCCGCCAAUGUGGAGGGGAUCAGGCGUAUUGCGGAUGGGGGGCAGCGGUGGGCGGUGCGGAACGCGUUUGCCGACGGGUUGAGGGAUGUGUGGAUCUUGUAUGCGUGUGUGGCUGGGGCGGGCGUCUUGGCCUCGGUGUUUGUCAGGAGGAGUGUGUUGAGUGAGGAGCAUACCGAGACGAAGACGGGGUUGGGAAAGCAGGAGGAUGAUAAGUCGGUCGGUGGUGCUGCAACCGCCGCGGCGGCGUGCUGA